GUUGGCAUUUAUUUGUAGGAAGCUAGUAUUUGUUGCAAAGUUAAAUAAGCAAAAUUGUUUUGGUGUAAAAGUAGUGCUGAGUCACUUUCACUAACGGAAUGUCUUCAGUGGAUCAUCUGCAACCUUUGAUUGAGCUCGCUCUCAUUCUGAUCCUGGUGUCUAAUUCAAAAGGUGAAACAUGGGGUGUGAAAGUCAAUAGAAGCUUCACGGUAGAGAAAAACAAAAGUGUGACCAUACCAUGCACAUUCAGCGUACCGCCACAGGAAUACCACGAAAACCUUCAGCUUUUCUGGAAAGUACCACUAAAAAGUACUUUCAAUACCUACGACAGGGACAUCAAUGCAUUUAUUUUUCACCCCAAUCGCACAUUUGUGCUUGAGAAAUACAGAGGAAAGACGCAGCUGCUCCCACAGGGAAACAGCAAGAGUUGCACCCUCCGAAUCUCAGAUUUCAUUGACAAUCGACUGUGUAUUUACCUAAGAGUUAUUGGAAAGACCAAAAACUACAGUUUUGUUAACAACACUGUCACUAUAUCACAGUCUGGCAAAGGAGUCCUAAUUGAUAAACCAGCGAAUGUUCUGCCGUCACUCAUGACUGCUUUGGAAGGAACAGCACAACCAAUGAUAUCAGAAACAUUGUACAUUGCCAUCUUUGUACCAUUCGCUGUACUUCUCAUCCUUGUUGUAACUGCUGUCGGAUUUGUGGUUUGGAGAAAACACACAAGGUCAGCGCCUUUAGUGAGGGAAUGCUCUGGAUAUUAUGCAAACUUCAGCAGAGCACCAUCAAACCAAACCACAAGAAAAGAAAAUUGCAAGAAAAGCGAAAACGAAAAGCUUCCAGACAUGCAGGUUACGGAAGAACCUGUGUACAUUAACAUGCAGCACCCAACAUUUCAACUGGACUCAAGUGUGGAUCGAGAAGGGGGUCACAGAGAUAGUAUAUAUGCAAAUGUCAACCAUUCUGCGUAGCGCAAAAGUUGCAAAUUCAGACUUAUUGCCAGCAAUCCAGAAUGUGCAACUUCCCAGACAGCGCUAACAAAGUUUUUGUUGUUGUUGUUGUUGUUUAUUGCACAUUGAUGAUUUUGUUAAAAAGGUCUGAUAGGAGACAUAGAUUGGAGCUACAGUCGACCCGCAUAUAUCGCUGUUAAAGGGGAACUGCACUUUAAAAAAAAAUAUCCCCAUCAUUUACGAUCCUUAUGUAAGACAAGAUCAUAUAUGUUUUUCUUUUUUUAUGCAUUCUAACUAGCAAAUAAAUGCGAUCAAAAGUCAGCUUACAAUGGAGCCCAUGGGAAUUUCUAUAUUCUGGCUAUAAAGCGCUUUAAAAUGUCCAAACACCUCCAUUAAAGUUUUAUAUGCAUGCUUUAAGUAUGUAAUAUAGUAACGGAAACAUUCCUAAUAAUAUGUA
Nerophis lumbriciformis (worm pipefish) is the source of this 1404-nucleotide messenger RNA. RefSeq lists its product as uncharacterized. Lineage: Eukaryota; Metazoa; Chordata; Actinopteri; Syngnathiformes; Syngnathidae. The record is from RefSeq and is a predicted model, not a curated record.